Messenger RNA from Thamnophis sirtalis, 925 nucleotides. NCBI's taxonomy places the organism in Eukaryota, Metazoa, Chordata, Lepidosauria, Squamata, Natricidae. The record is from RefSeq and is a predicted model, not a curated record.
AGAAAGCCAAAUGGAGACCUUCAAAGCCUCUGGAUUAAUUCCCCGGAAGAUGGAAGCCACCUUCAUCCUGCAUUAUGAGGAGCUGCUACGGAGACGGUUGGGGAAGUAUCAAUACACGGUCAGCAUCCGACCCCAGCAGCUGGUGGCCAAGUUACGUGUGGAGGUCAACAUCCUCGAGAAUUCGGGAAUUAACUCUUUGGAAGUUCUGCCCCUCCAAAACAACAAAGGCAAGGGAGAAGGCAGCACCAAAGAUCACCCAACUCCACCUCCUUCAACUGUGGUUGGCCAGACAAAGACGUUGGCUAAAGUAACCUUCAAUCCCAACUUUGUUCAACAAGCCGCGAUCAGCAGGAAUGGCAUUCUAGCAGAUUUUAUCAUCCAAUAUGAUGUCAACAGAGAAUUGAGUGUUGGGGAAGUCCAGUGGAUGAAAAUUGGACCCCUCCGGCCUACCUACCACCUCAUCUAUCUCCACGGUAUUGUCGCAGGUACCAAUAUCAACGAUGCUCUUCAGACCAGCGCAAAAAUCCUCAACGAUUACAUCACCCAGAACGAAGCGGAGUCGCGCAGCACCUCCAUCCUGGUGUUCCUGACCGAUGGGCGGCCCACGAUGGGCGAGACCCAGACGAGCAAGAUCGUCCACAACCUCAAGGAAGCCAUUCGCGGCAGGUUCUGCACCUUCACUAUCGGCAUCGGGAAUGACGUCGACCAACACUUGCUGGAGAGGCUGGCCCUGGAGAACUGUGGGAUGAUGAGGUUGAUCCCGGAGAAUGAGGACGCUGCAACUCUCCUUAAAGGGUUGGUGAGAAAAAUUACCCCCUGGAUCUCGGUUAGCUUGGUGUCAGCCUUCCCCAAGCCCGAUGGCUUCCUCCUUCCUCCUCUCCUUAAUGGCAGCUUCCCCAAACUCUCUCUUAAAUUAACAGAUUAA